CGCACUUGAGUCGGCUGCCAGGAGCGGGCGAAGGAACGCCGUGGAAUCGGCGGAAUGCGAGAAAAGAGUCAAAGCCACGUGACACUUUGCGCCGGUCAACCGCCGUCGUCUUCUCGCGCUCUCCUCGUCUCAUUCGCAGCUUUCUCUCUCCCCGCGAUCAUAUCCACCGUCUCUUUUCCGUAACAUCACAUACAUUCACCAUAUACCAUGGCUUUAAAGCGCAUCAGCAAAGAGUUAUCAGAUCUUGGCCGGGACCCGCCCUCUUCGUGCUCUGCCGGUCCGAUUGGUGAGGAUCUGUUCCACUGGCAAGCUACUAUCAUGGGCCCCAGUGACUCGCCCUACAGUGGCGGUGUCUUCUUCCUCUCCAUCCAUUUCCCUACAGACUACCCUUUCAAGCCCCCCAAAGUGAGCUUCACAACCCGCAUCUACCACCCCAACAUCAACGGAAAUGGUAGCAUUUGCCUUGACAUCCUAAAGGAUCAGUGGUCGCCAGCGCUCACCAUAUCGAAGGUCCUGCUAUCGAUCUGCUCGAUGCUGACCGACCCCAACCCCGACGAUCCGCUAGUGCCUGAAAUCGCGCAUGUGUACAAAACCGACAGAGCCAAGUACGAGGCUACGGCUAGAGAAUGGACUCGGAAGUACGCUGUUUAGUAUAAUGCCUUAAUUUCAUGUCACAAUGGUUUUGUUUUUUUGCUUCACCUGCGCGGUAGCGUCUGCGUGCCUAGGCUACAUUAGUCGAUUCUUUAUAUAGAAGUUCCUUAUAUGUACUGAAUCAUCAAUAAUGGAUCAAUGAAACAUUUAAACUGUUUUUUGUUGUAGGCCGCACUGUUUAUCGUAUUUAUCUUCGGAC
Messenger RNA from Myxozyma melibiosi, 850 nucleotides. RefSeq names its product ubiquitin-conjugating enzyme E2-16 kDa. Gene Ontology annotation, biological process: protein polyubiquitination. Gene Ontology annotation, cellular component: nucleus. The coding region runs from base 208 to 651 and encodes 147 amino acids. The transcript has 4 exons. Gene Ontology annotation, molecular function: ubiquitin conjugating enzyme activity. The record is from RefSeq and is a predicted model, not a curated record. NCBI's taxonomy places the organism in Eukaryota, Fungi, Ascomycota, Lipomycetes, Lipomycetales, Lipomycetaceae.